GAGAAAAAAACACGCCUGUGUUCAGCAGUAGCGCGGUUAUUCGCUGCAGGUUCACGAGAUCAUUCAAUCAGGACAUGGAUUGCGGUUUUAUGACCGUUUGCCUUGCGUGGAGAGACUGACCGGGAAGCAGCCCCGAUGAGAUAAAAGCCCGCGGGUCGCGCUGGGGAUUUUUUUCCCUCGUUUGUCCCACGAAGACAUAUCGGCGGUGUUACAAUAUCAGGGACGAGGCCACAGACAGACAGACAGCCCGGCGGUCAGCUCUAACGCGAAAUGAUCAGGUCUAUGCUGGGGCUUCUUCUCCUCCUGCCAGUAUGUCUUCAGCUGUGGGGAUUUUCGCGCGGCUCCCGAGCAGAAUGUGAGCAGUCUCAGUUCCAGUGUGGAAAUGGCAGGUGUAUCCCAUCUGUGUGGCAAUGUGAUGGGGACAUGGACUGUUCGGAUGGCAGCGACGAGACGUCCUGCGUGAGGAAAACCUGUGCAGAGGUGGACUUUGUCUGUCGCAGUGGACAAUGCAUCCCCAAAAGAUGGCAGUGUGAUGGUGAACCAGACUGCGAGGACGGCUCAGACGAAAGCAUCGAAAUGUGCCAUACACGGACCUGUCGAGUGAAUGAAUUUAGCUGUGGUGUCGGCUCCACACAGUGCAUUCCUGUUUUCUGGAAGUGUGAUGGUGAGAAAGACUGCGACAACGGAGAGGACGAGAUUAAUUGUGGUAACAUUACAUGUGCCCCUCUGGAGUUCACCUGUUCCAGUGGCCGCUGUGUUUCUCGUAAAUUCGUCUGCAAUGGUGAAGAUGACUGCGGCGAUGGCAGCGAUGAACAGGACUGCGCUCCUUCCUCCUGCAGCCCAAGCGAAAUCCCUUGUGGGAACAAUACGUGUAUUCCUAGAAGCUGGUUAUGUGAUGAUGAUGUGGACUGCCAAGAUCAGUCAGAUGAGUCUCCGGAGCGCUGCGGCCACAACCCGACGCCGCCGGCCAAGUGUUCGCCCAGUGAGAUGCAGUGCGGCUCUGGCGAAUGCAUUCACCGGAAGUGGCGCUGCGAUGGAGACCCUGAUUGCAAGGAUGGCAGUGACGAGAAAAACUGCUCUGCCCGUAACUGCAGACCUGACCAGUUCAAGUGUGAUGACGGCAGCUGUAUCCAUGGCAGCCGACAGUGCAACGGAUUCAGAGAUUGUGUAGACGGAACAGACGAAGUCAACUGCAAAAACUUAACUCAAUGUAACAGUUCUGACCAGUUCAAGUGUCGAAGUGGAGAGUGCAUUGAUAUGAGUAAAGUGUGUAAUAAGGUCCGUGACUGUCCUGACUGGAGUGACGAGCCCAUCAAAGAGUGCAAUAUGAAUGAAUGCUUGCUCAAUAACGGAGGCUGUUCGCACAUCUGUCAGGACUUGACGAUUGGCUACAAAUGCGACUGCACGCCGGGACUCCAGCUCAUCGAUCGCAAGACCUGCGGGGAUGUCAAUGAGUGCCUCAACCCAGGGAUAUGUAGUCAGAUAUGUAUAAAUCUUAAAGGAGGAUACAAAUGUGAGUGUCACAAUGGUUACCAGAUGGACCCCACCACUGGAGUGUGCAAAGCUGUUGGUAAAGAACCCUGUCUCAUUUUUACCAAUCGAAGAGACAUCCGUAAACUAGGCCUGGAGCGUCGUGAAUAUACUCAGAUUGUGGAGCAACUGCGGAACACUGUAGCUCUUGAUGCCGACUUCAUUCAGCAGAUGAUAUUCUGGGCUGACCUGGGCCAGAAGGCCAUUUUUAGCACAGUGUUGGAUAAGCAGGAAGAGAGUCAUAAGAAAGUGAUUGACGAUGUUCAGAUGCCUGUUGGGAUUGCAGUGGACUGGAUUUAUAAAAACAUCUAUUGGUCAGACCUGGGGAGUAAGAGCAUAACUGUGGCCAACUUCAAUGGGACCAAGAAGAAGGUGCUUUUUAACAAUGGCCUAAAGGAACCAGCCUCUAUUGCUGUAGAUCCUCUAUCAGGGUUUCUGUAUUGGUCAGACUGGGGUGAGCCAGCUAAGAUUGAGAAGUCUGGUAUGAAUGGGAAUGACAGACAGGUUCUUGUUGAGACGGACAUUCAAUGGCCCAAUGGAAUCACUCUUGAUUUGAUCAAGGGAAGGCUCUACUGGGUGGAUUCCAAGCUGCACAUGCUUUGUAGCGUAGACUUGAAUGGAGACAACCGUCGGAAGGUGCUGCAGUCUCCUGAUUACCUAGCCCACCCUUUUGCUCUUACUGUUUUUGAGGACCGAGUGUUCUGGACAGAUGGUGAGAAUGAGGCAAUCUAUGGCGCGAACAAGUUCACAGGAUCUGAUGUAACUCUGCUGGCCAGCAACCUCAACGAACCCCAGGAUAUCAUUGUGUACCAUGAGCUAAUUCAGCUAUCUGGGACUAACUGGUGUAAUGAGAAGAUGGAGAAUGGAGGCUGUUCCUUCAUGUGUCUACCAGCUCCACAAAUUAAUAAACAUUCCCCUAAAUUCACCUGCGUGUGUCCGGAAGGCCAAACCCUGGCUUCAGAUGGCUUGCGCUGCAGAGCAGAGGCAACUUCUGCCGCCCCUCAAGACGGAGGGCAGGUAACUACUCGCCCCAGUCACCCAAAAGCAUCUGCAGUAUCGAAGGUUGUCUCUGAACCAGUUCAUACUGAAGGAAACCUAAGCACCUCCAUACAUGAGGUUAAUACAUCAGCCAGAGGAUCUGCUGCCGCCUGGGCGAUUCUACCUGUGUUAUUAUUGGCCAUGGCUGCUGCUGGUGGUUACUUAAUGUGGCGCAACUGGCAGAUCAAAAACAAGAAGAGCAUGAACUUCGACAACCCAGUGUAUCUGAAGACCACAGAGGAAGACCUCAAUAUCGAUAUCAGUAGACACAGCGCUUCUGUAGGUCACACGUACCCUGCUUCCUUUUCCUGCAGAUCUCAAUGGUAAACACAGAAGAUGACUUGUCAUAACCCAAGCCCCCCCCCCCCUACAAUGCUCCGGUUUAUUUAGUAGCCACUUGGCACCAAUGGCAACUGCUGCCGUUUCGACGGUUUCACAACCAGCUGCCUUCUGAAUUGCAUUUUCAAGUUUUGUCCCCCUCCAAAUCCCAAUCAGAGGAUGUCAUUUGUGGUACAAGAAAGUAUUUGCAUCCUGCUCAGGCUGAGUGUGCUCCAAAAGCAUCAAGGAAUUCCAUUGGGAUUAUGAUUUUAACUUCACGUACACCAUAGAAGGCCCAAAAAUGAUUCAACAGCCUUGCGUCCUACUUACAAGGAUGUUAGAAUUAACUCAAGAACCAGAAUGCUGAGUAGAUGGCUAGCAGUGUGUGUGGAUGCCUGAAAUAUUUAAAUGAAAAUGCAUAUUUUAGAUGAUCAUGUCUUUAAGAUGUAAGUUUCUUUCUUUCUCAUAAUGAACAUUGUUUCCCAGAGAUGCUUCGUGAGUCUUGCUGGGAUUAAAAAAUGCUCUAUGGGGAAAAGUGCUGUUACGACGUUUGUAAAACAUUGUAUAUAUCCCUCUCUGGAAAAAACAUAAUCAGGAUUCCUCAAGCACUUUGAUCAAAUGUUCCUCUGUAAAUAAGAUUGUAUACAUUUGACUGAGACAAUUUUGCUAUGGUUGGGCACUGUACCAGGGUAGAGGAUGAUGUAUUUAAAAACAAAAAACAAAAAAAAAAUGGAGUUUGUUAAACCUAUUUUGUAUGUUUGUGUGCUGUUCCUGUGACCUUUUAUAGCAGUGUACAGGGGGAUGAAAUGCUCUGUAUUGUGAAAAGGAAACAUUUGCAAACCGUAAAAUAAAAUUAAAGUUUAAAUUAUGCUGCUUUGUUAA
Messenger RNA from Danio aesculapii, 3768 nucleotides. RefSeq names its product very low density lipoprotein receptor (gene vldlr). The coding region runs from base 271 to 2895 and encodes 874 amino acids. The record is from RefSeq and is a predicted model, not a curated record. NCBI's taxonomy places the organism in Eukaryota, Metazoa, Chordata, Actinopteri, Cypriniformes, Danionidae. The transcript is spliced from 20 exons. Gene Ontology annotation, molecular function: protein binding; calcium ion binding.